AUUCACGGCGUCAUGACGGCGAAUCCACUCAACGUGGAACACAUGCUCAAAGCCAAUUUUGAAAAUUUCCCAAAAGGAUUUCGAUUCUAUACUCGGCUGGAAGAUUUCCUCGGCGACGGAAUUUUUAACGUGGACGGUGAAAUCUGGAAAAUUCAAAGGAAAUCUGCUAGCUAUGAAUUUAGCACCAGAUCUCUAAGAAAUUUCGUCAUGCAAACUGCCCAGGUAAAUGUUUAAUCACGCUCAAACAGAAAAAAUUCAAACUAAUUAGAUGAAAAGGGAAAAAAAUAAUUAAAGUGACCCACUAGAGAAAAAAAAAGUAUAUAUAUAUAUAUAUAUAUAUAUAUAUAUAUAUCUUUUUAUCAUUUUCGUCUUCUUUACCCAAAUUCUCAACCAUGGAAUUUUUCUCCCUUAUCUUCACUGUCCUCGUCUCUCUGUUUUUCUUCUACUAUUUCAACAAAAAUCUCCAAAAAAAGGGUUUCAAAAUCUAUCCACUCGUCGGAGCAUUGCCGGGUUUUCUCCAUAACCGUCAUCGUUUUCACGAUUGGAUGACCGAUGUACUCUCUAAUUGCCCUACCAACACCGCCGUCUUCCAUCGCCCUGUAAAUGUUCACGGCAUUAUGACGGCGAAUCCACUUAACGUUGAACACAUGCUCAAAACCAAUUUUGAAAAUUUUCCAAAAGGAUUUCGAUUCUAUACUCGGCUACAAGAUCUAUUCGGCGAUGGCCUUUUCAAUGUGGAUGGUGAAAGUUGGAGAACUCAACGGAAAUCUGCUAGCUAUGAAUUUAGCACCAGAUCUCUGAGGAAUUUCGUUAUGGAAACUGCACAGGUUGAGAUUCAUACGCGAUUGAUUCCAAUACUUGAAGAAGCAUCUCAAAGGGGUAGAAUUAUUGACAUUCAAGACAUCUUAGAAAGAUUUGCAUUUGAUAAUAUCAUCAAGCUUGCAUUCAAUGUGGAUGCAAAUUGUUUAGGAGGAGCUGAAAGUGAAUUCAUGCAAGCUUUUGAUAUUGCAACAACUCUAAGUUCAGGUAGAUUCAUGUAUGCAAUUCCCUUCCUUUAUAAAAUAAAGAAAAUUUUGAACAUUGGUUCAGAGAAAAAACUACAAGAAUCAAUUAAGGUGGUGCAUGAAUUCGCGGAUAAUAUAAUAAAUUCAAGAAUGGAAGAGCGCGAUGAGAAGAAAGAUGAAGACUUGUUAUCAAGAUUCAUGGGAGAUAGUAAUGAAGUUUCAGCUAAAUUCCUGAGGGACAUUGUCAUUAGUUUCAUCCUAGCUGGUCGGGACACGACAUCAUCAGCUCUAACUUGGUUCUUUUGGAUAUUGUCUUCAAGGAAAGAUAUAGAACAGAAGAUAUUAGAAGAAUUAGUUGAAGUUCGUGGAAGAAAUGGGAAAAAGAUUGGUGAGGCUUAUAAUUUCGACGAGUUAAGAGAAAUGCAGUAUCUCCAUGCAGCUAUUUCAGAAUCCAUGAGGUUAUAUCCACCAGUACCAAUUGAUACAAGGAGUUGUUUGAAAGAUGAAAUUUUACCAGAUGGGACUUUUAUUGGUAAAGAUUGGUUUAUAAGUUAUCAAACUUAUAGCAUGGGAAGAAUGGAGAAUCUUUGGGGUAAAGAUUGUUGCGAGUAUAAACCAGAAAGAUGGUUCGACGAAAAUGGUGUUUAUAAACAAGAAAGUCCAUUUAAAUUUCCAGUGUUUCAUGCUGGACCAAGAAUGUGUCUUGGAAAAGACAUGGCUUAUAUUCAGAUGAAAUCAAUUGCAGCUUCUGUGUUAGAAAUGUUUGAAUUUGAUGUUCAGUUGGAGAAUGGCAAGUGCCCUGAAUAUGUGUUAUCUUUGACUCUAAGAAUGAAAGGAGGUUUGCCUGUGGAGGUGAAAGAAAGAUGUUAAGUAAGACCAUUUCACGAGCCGAGCCGAUCUAUAUCGAUGUAAUGGAAGUGAAAGACUCAGCAAUGAAUAAUAGUCACGAGUCUAUAUAGUAUAAUUAUGGCGAUGUAAUGUCUAAUGUAUUGAGAAGAUUUGGUUGUUAUUUUCAUGAUGUAUAUAUUAUAACUUGAAGGAGA
Molecule: messenger RNA, 2047 nt
Organism: Solanum lycopersicum (tomato)
Lineage: Eukaryota; Viridiplantae; Streptophyta; Magnoliopsida; Solanales; Solanaceae
Product: cytochrome P450 CYP94D108
Molecular function (GO): oxidoreductase activity, acting on paired donors, with incorporation or reduction of molecular oxygen; heme binding; monooxygenase activity
Source: RefSeq, a predicted model, not a curated record